AUGGGGUUCAGAGCUCUCUGUCUGGGGCUGUGUUGUGUUCUCCUCGCCUCUCAUAUUUAUAUCAAUGUUCCAGGCAAUGUUGAAGAAUACUGGAAGGUAAUGGCCUUAGAAAUGGGUGUGAAAACUUUUAAAUUUAUGGGUACGUGCCUUGAAAACAUAGGUAUUAUGACACUUGAAGAGUUUAUUUCCGUGAUACUCACACUGGACUAUACACAGCCACUCUCAGAUGAGUAUGUCACAGUGACCGAUACAGCAUUUGUUGAUACUUCAGUACGUUUGUACUUGCCAAAGAGAAAGUCAGAAAUCCCAAGACCGGCUGUCAUCUAUAUUCACGGAGGUGGUUUUAGCUUUGGAAGUUUCAAGCAAAAGGCUUUUGACUCCAUGAACAGACAAACUGCAAACAAACUCAAUGCUGUUGUUGUGGGAGUGGACUAUCGACUAUCUCCUCAGCACCAUUUUCCUACUCACUUUGAAGACAGCUUCACUGCAGUCAAAUUUUUUCUUCAAGAUAAAAUUCUUUCAGAAUAUGGAGUGGAUCCCACCCGAAUCUGUAUUUCAGGAGACAGUUCUGGGGGCACUUUAGCAGCAGCAGUGGCUCUGCAGGUGCAGAAUGAUAUUGAAAUGAAACGUAAAAUCAAGCUACAAGCUUUAAUUUACCCUAGCUUACAGAUAAUUGAUUCUUAUUUGCCAGCUCACCGAGAAAAUGAGCAUGCUAUAAUUCUAUCAAGGGACAUGGGCAUAAGACUCAUGAGUUCUUAUCUCACCAAUGAUAAAACGUUUGCCCAGGCAAUGAGAAGAAACCAACAUAUGCCUCUGGAAUCAAGACACCUGUUUAAGUUUGUUAACUGGAGUAUUCUCUUACCUGAGAAGUAUAGAAAGGAUCAUGUUUAUACUGAACCAGUUCUUGGAAGAUAUAAUUAUUCACUGCCAGCACUUAUGGAUGUCAGAGCAUCACCCUUGUUAGCCAAUGAUUCUCUGCUACAGAAUUUGCCAUCCACCUAUAUUAUUACCUGUCAGCAUGAUCUCACGAGGGAUGAUGGAUUUAUGUAUGCUGCAAGACUUCAAAAUGUUGGAGUUCAAGUUACUCAUGACCAUAUUGAGAAUGGGUUCCAUGGAGCUUUAUCAUUCAUGGCGUCACCAGUGUACUUACAUCUAGGUCUCAAGAUAAGCGAUAUGUAUAUUAGUUGGCUGGAUAAGAAUUUAUAA
Messenger RNA from Suricata suricatta (meerkat), 1206 nucleotides. Its product is annotated as arylacetamide deacetylase-like 2. Lineage: Eukaryota; Metazoa; Chordata; Mammalia; Carnivora; Herpestidae. The transcript has 5 exons. The record is from RefSeq and is a predicted model, not a curated record. Gene Ontology annotation, cellular component: membrane. The coding region runs from base 1 to 1206 and encodes 401 amino acids. Gene Ontology annotation, molecular function: carboxylic ester hydrolase activity.